[Torrubiella] hemipterigena is the source of this 4672-nucleotide messenger RNA. Lineage: Eukaryota; Fungi; Ascomycota; Sordariomycetes; Hypocreales; Clavicipitaceae. The record is from the annotation of a GenBank genome assembly.
CCACAUCUUCACGCUGAGCAUUGGCUUCCACCAUGUUCGCGUUCAACACCAUCGCAGCAAGAUUCAUCAAAGUUGAUCGGCUACCACCAGCACUCAGCGACAAGCAAAAUUAAUUUUGCAAGGUGCGGAUGCUACAAAUCAGCUAGUCACGCGCAUCGCGCACAUUUAUCCAACCUUCCGCGGCUGCCGGCACUAGGCGCAAGAUCUAACAAUGUUCAACUUCUGCUCGCUCCAAGGCGCGCUGUCGGGGUCUGUCGCCUCCCAGUCGCUCUUGGAGCUUGAUGGAGGUAUCAAGGUGCUAAUUGAUGUCGGCUGGGACGAGUCGUUUGAUGCAUCCAAGCUUGAAGAGCUUGAAAGACAAGUACCGACCCUUUCGUUUAUCCUCCUUACCCAUGCGACCGCCUCACACUUGGCAGCCUACGCACACUGCUGUCACAACUUCCCCCUCUUUACAAGAAUACCCGUCUAUGCUACGCGCCCAGUCAUCGACUUUGGCAGGACGUUAACGCAAGAUCUCUACGCCUCGUCUCCUGCUGCGGCUACCACAAUCUCCGAAGCAUCGAUAACCGAAACCGCAUAUGCGUACGCUAAUUCACCGGCCGCUGUUGCUGCAGAGAACCUGCUUCUUCAAGCACCUAGCCCUGACGAUAUCGCACGAUACUUCUCUCUGAUACAACCGCUUAAAUACUCACAACCCCUCCAACCUCUUCCUUCGCCAUUUUCGCCGCCGCUUAAUGGUUUAACUGUUACGGCGUAUAACUCAGGCCAUACACUUGGCGGUACGAUCUGGCAUAUCCAACACGGCUUGGAAUCCAUCGUUUAUGCAGUGGAUUGGAACCAGGCUCGAGAGAAUGUUUUUGCAGGUGCGGCUUGGCUAGGAGGCGCUGGUGGAAGCGGUACAGAAGUCAUUGAGCAACUGCGGAAACCUACAGCGCUCAUUUGUAGCAGUCAUGGCUCUGAGAGGAAUGCUCUGGCGGGUGGAAGGGUCAAGCGUGACGAGCAUAUGCUGGAAAUGAUUAAACAGUGCGUCGCAAGGGGAGGUACUGUUCUUAUCCCUAUUGAUUCAAGCGCUCGAGUGCUUGAGCUUUCGUACAUGCUGGAACAUGCCUGGCGAACCGACGCAGCUGCCAACGGGCCUCUGCACGAGGUCAAGCUGUAUCUCGCUGGACGUAACAUGUCUAGCACAAUGCGAUAUGCCAGAAGUAUGCUCGAGUGGAUGGAUGACUCGAUUGUUCAAGAAUUUGAAGCGUACGCAGAAGGCCAGCGCAAGACAAAUGGCACAAGUGAUAAGAAGGACGGAGGACCAUUCGAUUUUAAGUUUAUGCGCUUGCUGGAGCGUAAAGCCCAGAUUACAAAGCUGCUAAGUGGUGAUAUUGAUGCUAGCCGAGGCCGGGUCAUUCUCGCCAGCGACACCAGUGUUGAAUGGGGAUUUUCGAAAGAUAUUAUCCGCAACCUCGCAGCCAAUGAGAAGAACCUCGUUAUCCUCACCGACCGUCCAGGUGUCUCUCAGGAGAAGGCGCCAUCUAUUGCGAGGACCCUCUGGGAUUGGUGGAAAGAAAAGAAACACGGCGUGGUCGCGCAACAAACGGCCUCGGGAGAUUCUAUCGAACUGGUCCGCGCUGGUGGCCGUGAUUUGGUUGUUCGAGAGGCAGAGAAGAAACCCUUGGACGGCGAUGAGCUUAACAUGUAUCAACAGUGGUUAGCGACUCAGCGUCAACUUCAGGCUACACAACAAACUGGUACAACAACGCUAGAGACAGGAGGCGAUGUCGACGAUGUUUCAUCAGAGUCGUCAUCCGACUCUGAAGACGAAGAUGGACAACAACAAGGAAAAGCGUUGACCGUCUCGGCAACUCUAGGACAAGCCCGUAAGAAUGUGGUGCUCAAGGAUGAGGACCUCGGUGUGAGCAUUUUGAUUAAGAAGAAAGGCGUCUAUGACUUUGACUCUCGUGGACGCAAGGGGCGUGAGAGAUCGUUCCCCGUGGCAGUCCGCCGAAAGCGUACCGACGAUUUUGGUGAGCUGAUUCGACCCGAAGACUUCCUCAGAGCCGAGGAGAAGGAAGACGACCCGGUAGAAGGAAUUACAGCUGUUGGCGACGAUGCCGACGUUGGAAAGAAGCGGAAAUGGGACGAAGUAGCCACCAGCGCCGUUAAGAAGCAGCAGCCAAACUGGGCUGCAUCAACUGAGCCCUCCGAAGGCGAAGAGCUCUCGCGCGCCGAGCCGGACGAACUAGAUUUGGUUGAGGACUCGGAAGCCCCGGAACCUGUUGGCCCAAGCAAGCUCGUCUACCAUACAGAGACAGUGGCUGCGCAGAUGCAGAUUGGUUUCGUGGACUUUAGCGGUCUGCAUGACCCACGCAGUUUGAACAUGCUUAUCCGUCUGAUUCAACCUCGCAAACUCAUUCUCGUGUCCGGCACUGAGGACGAGACUAUGGCGCUGGCCGAGGACUGCCGUGCAUUGCUCAGCAACGCGACCGAAGGAGAGCGCGCAGCAUCGGACGUCUUCACACCAGCUGUUGGCGUGGUAAUUGAUGCUAGCGUCGACACCAACGCCUGGGUCGUCAAGCUUGCAGACCCGUUGGUCAAGAAGCUCAAAUGGCAAAACGUCCGUGGUCUGGGCAUUGUGACGAUAUCAGGCCAGCUCCUCGCAGCCGCCAUGCAGGUCAAGCCCGACGAGGAUGACAAUGAACAAAGCCCUAACAAGCGACAAAAGACUGCUCAAACCAGUCUACAAAACGCUCUGGUCCCUGCGGCUACCGCCAUGCCCACGUUGGAUGUGGUACCGAGCCACCUUGCCUCUGCUACUCGAGCUGUAGUCCAGCCGCUGCAUGUUGGCGAUCUCCGCCUUCCUGACCUGCGACGCGCAAUGCAGGCCGCAGGACACACCGCAGAAUUCCGCGGCGAGGGUAUCCUGGUUGUGGACGGCGCAGUUACGAUCCGCAAGACGGGCGACGGCCGAAUCGAUGUCGAGAGCGUUGGUCUGCCUGGUGUUGGUCGCAAGAACGCGCUGCAUGAUGUGCGAAGGGCCAUUUACGACAACCUGGCCGUCGUUGCAGGUGCAUAAACAAACCAUACCCAAUAUGGAGGCAUGAUAUCUACACGUCAUUCACUUUGACAUUUUAAUUAUUUUGCAGUUUUAUCAUUAUAUACAAUGGUUAUAUGGAGUUGGUUGAGCGGGAAAUGGCGGUUGGUUCGCUUUGAGGGAGAGAACCAUGUAUGAGUAGUAAGCACGUCAAUAAAAAAAACAGCAUCUAGAUGUUCUAUUAUGAAGCAAGAAUAUCGCUUGUUCACAGGCUGGGGUAUUACAGUAGAGCUUUCUAUAAAUGCGCCAGAAUGACAGCCAGUAUCUACUCGUCAGUCAUUUCGUGCGUGGUGUGAUUAUAAUACAUGUCCUAACCAAAACUAACGCCAAGUAAUGCAAAUUUCGCUAUCCCAAGAAAGUUUUGUGUCUACCAGUCGAUAGCACGCAGCCAAAGGACUCAGGAAGUGGCUUUCAUAUCGACCAUUUCGUAUGUCCCUUGGCCAUCCUUGCCCUUUCCUUUACCCGAGCCACGCACAAAGCCGUCCUCCUCUCCAGCAGCCGCCUCAAGGUCGUCGUCUUCCGCGCUAGUCUGGCCCCUUGAGGCCGAGCCACCGGUUGAGUUGAGGAUGCGGCCGCCAAAGAAGACUGGCUGUAGCUCGCGGUACUGGCAUCCCCACAUUCCCAGGGACACUGCAAGCAUCGAUGAUGCAAGCAUGGUGAACCACCACAUGGAGUUUGUCGGUAUCGAAUUUGUAAAUAUCGUCGUGAUGAUGAGAUGCAGGAAGUGUAUUGUCAGGGCGAAGUCGGGAACGAGCUUGCUUCGAGCGAUAAGUAUAACAAUAGCGACCGCCCUUUAGAGUACAACGUUAGCAUACGAAAUGACAAAGGAAAGGCUGACUAGCCGGGGAGAUUCUUACAUGCAAAAACCACCAUUGAAUAUCCAAAUAAACGCCAUUAACCACCCUUGGGUAGUAUCGCCGCGGACAGCGUCCCAGCCUAGCAGGAGGUUCGACGAGAGGGGCAGGCCGGCCACAAGCGUGGUGAAGACGAUGAGGACGAUGGCGACGACAUAGUAUAGGGCUUGGAGAGUAGCUAUCUGCGCGGCGGUUCGCAACGGCUGGAGCUCAGCCAAGGCACCGGCCCUUGGCGGUCUGCGUCUUCGCGGCAUCUAGAGUGCUGUGUUGUAUAUUUUGAGCGAGCGUCCUGACACUGGCGACUCUGCUUGAAUGCGCGGAGAUGUCGAUUCAAAGAGAGCGAUAAAAGAGAAAAAGGAGCGUUAAGGAAAGUGAUGUAAGGAGAGGACAGGCGGUUGCCGUUGUUCGGGAGCGGCGCUGGAGAGAUAGACACGUCGGAGCUCCAGGCGCAUUCGCAAGGGGUGGCAAACGUCGCGCAGACCGGCUGUCGGCGCUGAGGAUCGGUAAAUGGCCUCAGCAGUGGUGCUUGAUUAGAGGACAAUAAAUAAAGUACUGCCUUGUUGCGCUGCAGCUCAAGUGCAAGACGCAAAAAAAGAGAAGAAAGUCUCCAAGAAAAUCGAGGAUGAAAGUCGCUGCGCCGCGAUGUCGCUGCAACGGUGUUAAGGAGAGCUCUCUAGGCUGCCUUAUACCGGAGAGUAGUGUACCAGCCAGCUGGCGCGGGUCUGGCAACUGUGGG